Molecule: messenger RNA, 4321 nt
Organism: Camelus dromedarius (Arabian camel)
Lineage: Eukaryota; Metazoa; Chordata; Mammalia; Artiodactyla; Camelidae
Product: putative ankyrin repeat domain-containing protein 19
Exons: 23
Coding region: 1672-3570 (632 amino acids)
Molecular function (GO): protein binding
Source: RefSeq, a predicted model, not a curated record
AGAAAGUCCAGCAUUCAAAAUUCGCAAAGCUAAUUCAGGCCUGGCAAGAACCCAUGAUAAACACAGAGGCAAAAGAUGGUGUUUUGAAACAAGAAACUAGCACCUUCUUUGAGGACAAUAAUUCUAAUAAUGAAAAUGAAGUUGUGUUUACAACCUUUCCCCAACCAUCAACCGAAGUUUCAGGCUUUUCACAUCCUGCCUUCCCAGCACCGGAACCACUCAUGUCUUCAGCAGUCCUUGGUGUUACAGACGAAGAAGCAACAAAGCCAAAAACUGGGGGAAAAGAGAACGGCACUCGGACUAUUAACAGUGUUCUAAAGGAGCAAGCAGAUCAUAGCAAAUUGAUUUCUGUGGAUGGAGCACACAAAAGUGACAAAGAUGCAGCAUCAGCAUUAGGAUUAGAAGAAAAGGAAGAGGUCAAAUCACCCUGGGAUUCUGAGAUUCUACUGAAAAAUACCCUCACUUGAAGCCUGCAGUUGGAGUGAAAGAUUCUGUUCCUAAUAAAACAGGAGAAAUGAAGAAUUUACAAACAUUCAAAUCAGGUUCUUCAGACUGGGGUUCUACUAGUUUGAGCCUCAAUAAUAAGGCUGGCCGAAGAGCCGAGCAUUUGAAAGUUGACAAAUGUCCGUUGGUAUCACAAUCAGUGGGCACAAACCAGUCAGCACCCACAGAACUGAGGCAGACAGCCCUGGUAGAUAAAGACCGGAUAAAUAUUGGAGCCGUGUCUCCGUCAGAAAAUGCAGCGCUCCAUGGCCUGUGUGAAUCACAGCUGCCAGAGAACAGAAGCAGCAAAGAAGCAGACCUAGACUUCCAAAGGGCAUCUGAGGAAGAGCAAGAAAGACUUGAUGGGAGUGAAAAUAACCUCUCACAGGUAUGUGAAAAUGAUAAAUGUGUUUCACAAGCACGUACUGUGAAAGAAAAGAAAUCUGAAGAUCAAAUCAAGCACAUUAAUCUUUCACUUGUGCAUCUGCAAAAAAUGCCUAGAGAACCAGAAAUGAAUAAGGAACAUGACAGAAAGGACGUACCUGUAUCUUCAAAACAUUCUUGUGUGGAGAAGCAUGAGGACAUGUGGGUCAAGCAAGGCAAAUUCGACUGGAAAAAUAAUUCAGAGUUUAUCACAAAGAAGUCAAAUCAGAAAAUCAAUAAAAUCCAUGAAAAAAGCAAAAUUAAUUUUCAUCGUAAGGUAGUGCCGCUACAUGACAACUCAGAACUGCAUGGUGACUUAAAGGAACUACCUUCCAAUGUGACAGAUAAUAUAUUUGAUUUUGAGGAAAAGGAUGCACCUGGAGCCUCUGUCUCUGUAGGAUUCCAGGCAGUCUCUGAACACAAAGAGCCUAGUCUUGAAAAUGACUUUCCAUCUUAUUCCAAGUCUGAGUCAAGAAAGUAUGGUUGCCAGUCAUCUUCAAAACUUUACUUGAAUGAAAAUAAGUUGGAUGAAAAUGAUAAGCCAGACACUGAACACAUUUUUAACAAAACUGAGGAGAGUUUUCGUAAUGAUAGAGAAAAGUAAGGAACCGAGUUCCAUUUACAGUGAAAGAAGACCAAGAAUUUGCUACAAAAAGAAAACCAGAAAGCCAAAAUACUCACUGGAAAUCAGACAUUGGACAUGCACCUCAGGUUGAAGUAGAAGAGAACAGGAAAAAAAGUGGUGAACUUAAAGGAUCAGAAACCAUGUGUGAUGGCAGUUAUCAUGAAGAAUUAACUCAGCAGAGGAAGAGGGGGAAAACUGACGACCAGCAGUUUCCUGCUCUGCAGAAAGGAGAUUCUGAUAGUAGCUGUCCUGGCUUGCAUAUGAAGGAAGUAAAGAAGAAUGAAAGUGGAAAACGGACAUUAAAAGCAUCUGUGACUUCACGUGUAUUUGAGGAGACUGCCUCACUGGCUGGUGGUCUCCUACACAUGAGUGACAACAGCCAUUUAAGUGAAGGAGAUCAAGGUUGUGGCAGGUCUUCAAAGAAAAUGUCUACUAAAAAGGACAAGGUCACAGAGCAUGUGAAUUCUGUGGAUGACCUCGAUGACUUAACUCUGGCACCAGAAACAGCCUCUGAGGAUCGCAAGUCUCUUUACCCUAAUUGUAAGAAUACCCUGAGGCUAAUGGAACAACUUGGCCCGGAGAGUAAAGAUUUUGAUAGGUUAUUGAAAAUUCAGGAUCCAGUUCAUUCACUCAGAUCAAUAGAACUGAAAGAAUCUGACUGUGCACUACUUAGAGGAAAAAUUAAAGAAAUGGAAAAUAAGGUGAACUGGCUACAAGCAGAGCUGUUGAAAACAAGAGAAGCAAAAUCACAGUUAAAACUUCAAAAUGUGGAGUGGGAACGACAGCUCUGCAGCAUGAGAUUCACAUUAGAACAAGAAACAAAGAAGAAGAAAAAUGCUCAUGUAUUAUAUGAAAAAACUAAGGAUGACUUAAAAAGAAAAGAGAAACAAUACAAUGAGCAAGUUUACCUGAAACAACAACUUGAAAUCACUGCCCAAGCACUAGAAUGCAAACUGAAGAGCAUAAGGAAUAAACCAAAUCAGGUUUUAGAAGAGUGGAAUGAUGCUCAGAGACAACUUUCUCGAGAGCAGAAUGCCAGAGUAAUACAGGAUGAAAUCCUGGCCCAUCAUCUUUCCCAACAAAAGGAGGCAGAAAAGACUAACAAGAAAAUGAAUGCUGAGGACACAAUGGAUUUUGAGCUGUCUGACCCAGAAGAUAACAGCGAGGUGCUUCCUCAGCAACUUCCUGAAGCUGAAAGUCAAUUCCGUGGCCAAGAAAUUGAGCUCCAUCCCAGGAGAGAUGCUCUUAGACCAACGACGUUGGUAUUAGAAUGUGUGCAUAGAGACCGAGGCCAAGCCCAGCGUUCAAACAAGGAAACUGAAUCCUUGUCUCAGAGCAAACAAGGGAAAGUCAACAAAUACAUUGGAAAGCAGGCGUUCUUGGAGGAGAGAGUAUGUGAACUAGAAAGUGAAAACAUGUUGCUUCGACAGCAACUGGAAGCUGCUCAAAAUGAGGCCAAAAGUAAAAAUACAAUACUUAAUAUCCCAGAGCCGUUUCUGGAUCACAUGGGAAAACUUGAAGCCAUGAGCAGACGAGUUCUGAUGCUGGAGGAAGGAAACAAGGAGUUAAUCGAUGAAUCCAGAUGUUUAAAGGACAGACUGUAUCAGUAUGUAAUGGACAGAGCAGAAAUGGAAGCCUGUAUGAGACAGCUUCAACAAGAGCUGACUGACACCAGAAAGAAAGUGUCCAUGUUGGAAGCAUCCCUGGAGGUGACAGCACAUCAUCACACUAACUCAGAAAAUGAGACACAGGACUCAGAGAGGAAGUCACAUCAAACUGCGAACCCAAAUGCUGAUCUUCCAGCAAAAGUGGAAUCUACAUCUUCAGUACUUCUCCAUCUGAGUGCAGAAACUCAACUUUUUCUAAAGGAGUUAUUUAUGAAAGAAUUGCAAAAGAAAUCUGACACACUGGAGGAGGAGAAAAAGCAGUUGGAAGAAGAAGUAGUGCACCUCAGGCGUCACUUAGAAAUGAACGCAAUGGAACGCAGUCCAGUGGAGCAGUACAAACGGAGACUGAGGAGCGAGCAAGAUGGGAUGUAGUAGAAAAACUGAAAGAACUCAGUCAAGUCAUGCGGUACAAACAGGAGAGUGAAGAGCAAGCAAGACAGGAUAUUGCAGAAAAAUUGGAAGAAAUCAGCCAGGUUUUACAGGCCCAAGCAGCAUCUCAAGAAGAGUUGUUAAGAGAGUAUAAACGUGCUUCAGUAAGUCAAAUGGAACACAGAGUUAAAGAUCUGGAAACUGAACUGAAAAGUAAAACUUUUUAGUUUGAUUGUAGUGAAAAAGAAUUGGAAAAAUAUAGACAACUGUACCUGGAAGAGCUAGAAAAUAAAGUGUCAUUGGCAAGUCAACUAAACUCGACUAAUGAGAGGCUGGCAGCAGUGAGCACUGAACUUCAGCUGGAGAAGCAGCACAAGAGUUCUCUCCUCGGCUCUGUUCCCGCACGGCCUGUUGACGGACUGCCUUCUGAUAUGCGGAAGAAGUUGGAGAAUAAUAUAGAUAGAGAAUUAAAAGAAGCUAUUACUGAACUUGAAUCUAAGUCCUACAGACUCUCUUGUAGGCUCGAUGGACUAGUCAAGUCUAUGUCCAGAUCUGGUUUUGAAAGCACGUGAAGAAUUUGUGAAGAUUUUGAAGAAAAACUAUAUGAUCUGCAAGAUAAAUAGUAAACAUUUACCUGCUGGGCUGUUUGCCUCACAUUUUAGUUAUUUCCCACUAAAUAAGAUACUGACAAUGUUUGUUAAAAGGAAAUAUUCUUGUAUUAUAUAUGCAUGAUUAAAAUUGAUGUAGUAUUUUA